AAAAAAAGAAAAAAAAAAAGUAAGAAGGCGGGUUUUAACUAGGGUUUUGAAUCAAACACAGCUGCUCUUUCUUUUGUGGUCUUCUGCUUUCAUCGAAGCUAUGUCCAUUUUUCUGAAACAAUUUUGUGGCAGAGAAAGCUCUCAAUUUCCAAUAGAAACUCUCUCCUUCGCAUCAUAGCAAUCGCUUCUGCCGGGUCGGGUCUUUUGUAUGCCAAUAGCAACUCAAAUUCCAGAGCAAAUGUAGCAGUGAAGGUUCCUGUGGCUCUGCAGGAAUCACUAUCGCAACCAUGGCGAAUUACGCAAUACAUAUUUCCCUGCCCUUCGUUACUUUCAUCGGAUCAAUGGCAACCUGGAAUGCUUCCAUUAUUUUCUUCUAGAGUUGGUUCGGCUCCAUCAUCGGAUAUAAAGAAAGACAAUUCUGGGGCAGUUGGAGGUGACCCCAAACCAUGUUGCAAUUGUUUGGGGAGAGAUACAAUUGCAAAUGCUGCCGCUAGGGUUGGUCCUGCUGUAGUAAAUCUUUCGGUUCCACAGGGUUUCUAUGGCAUCACUAAUGGAAAGAGUAUAGGGUCAGGAACUAUAAUUGAUCAGGAUGGUACAAUUUUAACAUGUGCUCAUGUUGUGGUUGAUUUUCAAGGCAUGAGGGGUUCAGUCAAAGGAAAGGUAGAUGUGACUUUGCAAGAUGGUCGGACAUUUGAAGGUACAGUAGUAAAUGCUGAUUUACAUUCUGAUAUUGCAAUUGUAAAGAUACAUUCAAAAACCCCGCUUCCGACUGCAACACUUGGCUCUUCCAGUAAGCUUCGUCCUGGGGACUGGGUUGUUGCUAUGGGAUGUCCACUUUCUCUUCAGAAUACCAUCACAGCUGGUAUUGUUAGUUGUGUUGACCGUAAAAGCAGUGACUUGGGCCUGGGCGGAAUACGGAGAGAGUAUUUACAGACGGAUUGUGCAAUUAAUGCGGGAAAUUCUGGGGGGCCCCUUGUCAAUGUUGAUGGAGAAAUUAUUGGUGUAAAUAUUAUGAAAGUGCUUGCUGCUGAUGGACUGAGUUUUGCUGUUCCAGUUGAUUCGGUCUUUAAAAUUAUACACCAUUUCAAGAAAAGUGGAAGGGUGGUUCGACCUUGGCUUGGACUGAAAAUGGUUGAUCUUAACGAGAUGAUCAUUGCACAGCUUAAAGAAAGAGAUAACACAUUUCCAAAUGUCAAUAAGGGUGUUCUUGUACCUAUGGUGACUCCUGGAUGCCCUGCUGAUCGUGCUGGAUUUCGUCCUGGCGAUGUUGUGAUUGAAUUUGAUGGGAAACCUGUUGAAAGCAUCAAGGAGAUUAUUGAAAUAAUGGGGGACAGAGUUGGAGUACCCAUGAUAGUGGCUGUGAAAAGAGCUAAGGAUAAUUUGGUCACUUUGACAGUAAUUCCAGAGGAAUCCAAAUCAGAUAUGUGACAGAUAACUACUCUCCUAUUCAAGACAUAUACAUUGGUUAGAUCUUUUGUAUUACCAGUACAUUAGCAGGAGAGUUUCAUAAUUUAACCUUUAGGUUUCUUUUUUUAAAACUUAUUACUUAUAAUUUUUUUUAAUCUUUAGGUUUCUAGUUUUCGUGUUCUUUUUAGCUUAUUCCUUUAGGCUUUGUUUAGGAGUUCAUAAAGGAAUGAAAUGGAAUGUUAAAAAAGGAAGGAAAAUGAAUGGAGUGGAAUGUAUUUAAGUAAGAGAAAUGAAUAGAGUUGAAUUAAGUGGCAU
This is a messenger RNA of Quercus robur (English oak), 1722 nucleotides long. RefSeq names its product putative protease Do-like 14. The record is from RefSeq and is a predicted model, not a curated record. Lineage: Eukaryota; Viridiplantae; Streptophyta; Magnoliopsida; Fagales; Fagaceae. Gene Ontology annotation, molecular function: serine-type endopeptidase activity; protein binding. The transcript has 11 exons. The coding region runs from base 355 to 1428 and encodes 357 amino acids. Gene Ontology annotation, biological process: proteolysis.